Eurytemora carolleeae is the source of this 1379-nucleotide messenger RNA. RefSeq names its product inhibitor of growth protein 3 (gene Ing3). The transcript is spliced from 14 exons. The coding region runs from base 34 to 1185 and encodes 383 amino acids. Gene Ontology annotation, cellular component: NuA4 histone acetyltransferase complex. The record is from RefSeq and is a predicted model, not a curated record. NCBI's taxonomy places the organism in Eukaryota, Metazoa, Arthropoda, Copepoda, Calanoida, Temoridae. Gene Ontology annotation, biological process: regulation of DNA-templated transcription.
UUUACUUCUAAAGAGAUAAUUAAAGCAUUAAAAAUGUUGUACCUCGAAGAUUAUUUGGAAAUGAUUGAGCAUCUACCGAACGAGCUUCGAGAUCGGUUUACGGAGAUGCGAGAAAUAGAUCUGGGAGUAGAGAAUACCGUUGAUAAUCUGGAAGCUAGACAAAAAACGUUUUUCCAGUCUGCAAGUCGCCUUCCUGCUCAACAGAGGGAGGAGGAAUAUAAUAAGAUAAAGAAGGAUUAUAACAAGGUGAUUGAUGAGUCGAAUGAGAAGCUUCAUAUUGCCGAGGAUUGUUACGGUCUGGUUGAUCGAUAUCUACGGAAGCUGGAUCAAGAAUUGCACAAGUUCCAGCUGGAACUGGAGGCAGAUAACAGAGGUAUAACGGAGGUUCUGGAGAAGAGAAGUUUGGAGCUAGAUGCUCCCUCAACCAGGCCGUCCAUGUUUAUGAAGGAGAAUAGGGUUCCUAAACGGCCGAAGCAUACAACUAUAGCGCACUCCGUGGAUAAAUUCCCUCGUAGAGAAGAUACUCUGGUAUCACAACCCUCCACAUUCCCUCUAGAUUUUGUUUCAGAGCAAAUGGGAGCUGGAAGCUCUGCUAUUGCAGCAGCUGCGAGCCAAGCUCUAGCUGCUACUCACUACAAUGUUCCUGGGCGAAGGAGCAGCAGUUUAAAAGCUUCCUUUGAAGCAAUUAGUCAGGGGAUAGCUACCAGUCAGCUUAGUAUAGGACAGGAGUUGGCCUCCGCUGCAACCUCCGCGCUUGCUGCAACAUCCUCCGACAUAUCCUCAACUAAGAAACAGAAAAUCAAACAGAAGUCAACUGGAUUGAACUGUAUGCCCCUUGAUGUUGUUGGAGGUUCCCUCCUGGAAGAUGUUGACCCUCCUGGGCUAGUAGUUGACCCCAACAAUCUGUCCGCUAACCUGAGUCUAGCCUCGCCCUCCCCCAGUAUGACCCCUGUGACCCCCAGCGGUAGCCAGGGGUCAGAUCAGGAGUGGAAUUAUGAUCCAAACGAACCUAGAUAUUGUGUUUGUAAUCAGGUAUCCUAUGGAGAUAUGGUUGCGUGUGAUAAUGAGGAUUGUCCGUAUGAAUGGUUUCACUAUCCCUGUGUAGGGAUUACUGCUCCACCGAAGGGUAAAUGGUACUGCGCCCCCUGUACUGCAAGUAUGAAACGACGUGGAAGGAAAAUUUAAAACAUUUAAAAAAUUGUAAUAAAUAAAAAUUAGUUGUAUUGUAAUUAUUGCCAACUUUUUAUAAUUUUUAUCCAAAUUCUAGCUGAAUCAUGUUGAUUUCAUCUAUAUUUAGUUGUAAUAAAAAAGUAUGAAAUAUCCCAAAAGCUUGAUUUUGAAAAUGGCGACGGUUUGUUUUUAUGUUGAGUGUUUUCAGA